This is a messenger RNA of Triticum dicoccoides, 1116 nucleotides long. RefSeq lists its product as uncharacterized. The transcript has 2 exons. NCBI's taxonomy places the organism in Eukaryota, Viridiplantae, Streptophyta, Magnoliopsida, Poales, Poaceae. The coding region runs from base 239 to 874 and encodes 211 amino acids. The record is from RefSeq and is a predicted model, not a curated record.
UCCCGAGCUGCGCCGCCACCCCGCUGCUCUCCCCUCAAAAUCCGCGCCUGCCCAAUCCCCUACCUCCCUCAGUUCCACUCCACCAACCACCGCAGCCAUCUUCCACUCGUUCUGGACCGCCAGAUCUCCGAUCCGAAGGCCCAGGAGGCUCCCAUCGCCCCAGCCUCGCCUUCCGCAUCCUCCGAUAGAGGCACUCACCUCGACCCCGAAAGGAUCGAGCCAGCCGUCCCCGCCGGUGAUGAGCAGCAGCGCCAACAGGCACCUCCCCGUGCGCUGCCAGAUCCAGGUUCCCGUCGCCAACGGCCCCCGAGCUCCAGUUCGCCAUGCGGCCGCCAGGAACUGGUGUCCCGCGACCGGAUCCGUCAAGCUCCGCCCCUCGCCAGGCCUCGCACGCUCGCCGCUGCCGCGCCAAGUCUGCCUUCGUCUCUGCUUCGCCCGCUCGAACCUGCUACUGCCUGCUUUGCUCGAUCGAGCAGCGCCAACGAGUUCCUCGCCGCCCAGAUCCACCCGUCUCCGCGUCGCCAGCGCGCCCGAUGCCUCCUCCUCACGCGCCCGUCGCCCUCGCCUUCUCUCUUCUUCUCCUUUUCCGUUCUGCUUCUCUGACUAUAUUGCUCUCUCUCUGUCCUUGCCUCAAACAGGAGCUCCAGCCGGCGCCACCAUCAUCGGAGAUGGGCUCCUGCCGGCCGGAUCCGAUGCGCCCCGUGUCCUCGGCCUCGUCCCCGUCUCCAGGGCGUUGCGCCGCACCACCUGCGCCACCCGCAAGCCCCUGCUUCGCCCCUGCAUCCCCUACUUCGAGCAGGAGGAGGAACGCGCACCUCAGGCGUUGACUGCGACCACUCCAUGCGCCUGGGCCGCCUCUUCUUCGCCUGGUUGACCAAGGCCCAGUCGCACCAGAUCCGGCCCAAGGCCUAUAGUGAGCCUUAACCCAGCCACUGAUUGUCCCUGUGCACUGUUGGGCCGUGUUCCGUUUCAGCCCGAUAGUGUUUUUUUUCUCUGUUGCGAUUUUAGCUUUUUCCCAUGUUUUGCUGUUUUAUAGAAAACCCCUUGUAGAUCAUGCAUGUAAUAACUUAAUAAUCGUGCAUCAUAUUAAAAUGAUUUAUAUAUGAAAGUUGUUUA